Molecule: messenger RNA, 4053 nt
Organism: Rotaria sordida
Lineage: Eukaryota; Metazoa; Rotifera; Eurotatoria; Philodinida; Philodinidae
Source: the annotation of a GenBank genome assembly
AUGGGUACCAAUCUAGUUACAACAGUAAAAUCUAAAGAAGUUUCUGAUGAUUUGAAAGAACAUAAAGUAACACGACAACUUUGGUUUUACUUUGUUGGUUCAAUGUUCACUCAAAUCAGUACGAAUGCAGCACAAGUCAUUGGUCCAUUGGUUCUUUUAAGCGUUAGUUCAUCGGGUUUCAUGACGUUAAUAUUUGGACUUUCAGCAGGGACAGAUGCAUUAGGAACAUUAUUUGGUUCUACCAUAUUGAAACUCUUUUCACCAAAUAUAACAUUAGUUAUAAUACAGAUAUGGAGAUUAAUUUGUAAUCUAUUAUUGGUUUUAUUACUUCACUUCAAUUUAUUGAAUCGAACAAAUGGUGCUCUAUUAAUAUUAGCUGAUAAUUUUAGUUUGGGAAUGUAUGAUACUGUUAGAGCUUUAUUACCAUUGGUUUGGACAGAUAAUACUGAUAAUAAAAAUAAUUCCAUUCAUCAACAAUUAAAACGAUUGAAUCAGCGAGCACAAUUUAUGUUUGAAUUAGGGACAUUAUUAGGCCCAUUAUUUGUUGGAAUUAUUCUAUUAGUUACAAAUGGUAAUCAAGAAGCAGCUAUUUGGUGUACUGUUCUUGCUUUUUGUGCUACUUGUUUAUGUUAUAUGUUUGUACCCGAUAAAAUUUCGCCUGUACCAGAAUCAAAACAAACUUUUAAAGAAACAAUUUAUCAAGUAAUUCAUUCUAAUGAUUCAAUAAUAAAACAAUGUUAUUUAACAAUGAUUUUGUUACAAAUUUAUCGUGUAAAAUCUUCUUUACCAGCAGUAAUAGCCAAUUCAAUAUUACAUUCUCCUAGUUCAACUGCUUGGAUUACAUCCAUGUGGGGUGUAUCUGGUAUGAUUGGAGCUAUAGCUUUUAGAAAUCUGAAACCCAAUUCAUUAGUGACAACAUUGAAAUAUGAUGCUUUAGCAUUAUUAAUAUUUGCUUUCGGUUGGAAAACAUAUAAUUUAUAUGCUUAUUUAAUGACUGUUAUACUUUAUAUAACCAUUGAUAGUAUUGUUCGUUUACAAGUUCAAACAAGUUUACAAGCUGAAAUCACAAUUAAUUCAAUGGAUGCUUCUAUAAUGAGCAGUAAUCGAUUUUUAUGUAAAAUAAAUGCAUUAUUCAUUCGUUUAGUUAUUUCUGCUUGUUUCUAUGCUCCUGACAUUCAUGAAUUACGGUUUUGGUUAACAACCAUAUUUUUCAUUCUAUGCAGUAUUGUUAUUUAUGGUUUAGCUUAUUGGUUUCAUAAAAAUCAAAAACUUAAAGCUAUAAUUAAUGCACCCAUUUCAAAAUGUUUAUUAGAUACAACGUCUCAUACUUAUCCUGGAUAUUUAUUUGUAUUUGAAGGUUUGGAUGGCAGUGGAAAGUCCACACAAAUUAUGUUAUUAAUGAAAUGGCUAGAAGAACAAUAUCCAAAUAAAAAAAUUAAUUUAACAACAUGGAAUUCUUCAAUAUUAUUAUCAAAUACAAUUCGACAUUUUAAACAGCAACGUUUAUUAAAAAAUCCACAUUCAUUUGCUUUACUACAAUGUACAGAUUUAAUGGAACGUUUAAAUACAUUGAUAAUUCCAGCAUUAAAAAAUGGUGAAAUUGUUUUAUGUGAUAGGUAUUGUUUCACGGCAUUAGCCAGAGAUAAAGUUCGUGGAUGUGAUUUUAAUUGGGAAACACAAUUAUAUAAAUUUGAACUUAAAGAUGGUAAUAACAAUAAACCCAUUCUGGUAUGGCCCGACGCAAUCCUAUUAUUUCGUGUUCCUGUUCAUAUUGCAAUUGCUCGAGUUUAUGCAAGAAGUUUAAUUACUAUCGAUCCCAAACGACGUACACAAACUCCUGAAGAUGAGGAGGAAGGUUUAGAUUCUGAAAACGAAAGUGAUUUAGAUGAUAAUCAAUCAGAUAAUGAAGACGAAGAAGAAGAAGAAGAAGAAGAAGAAGAUUAUUUUCCUCAAGAAGAAAGGAGAUCAACUGUUGAUACUGAUGAUCCAUUAUUUAGACGAAGAAUUAUUACCACAUUUCGCGGUAGUGUUAGUUACGAUACAAUUGCCGAUGACUUGCUGAGAGAUAGAUCUUUUAGUCACAUUGAUACGCAACAUAGUAAACAACAUAGUUUCCGACAUAAUACUAUUAGUUCUGGUGACAUAUUGUCACCUGAUCAAAAUCAGCACUACGAGACCGAAACAUCCGACUAUCCCAUUAAUAAUUAUCCGACACAUAAUCAAUCUCGUGGUAUUGCAGUUUACAACAAGAAAACUGACAACAACGAUAGUGUAGCGACGCCUAUAAUCCAGAUAUCCUAUUAUGAGGCUGGUUUAGAUUUAAAUUUACAUUCAGAUUUCAACGUUAAUUUUCAUCAGUUUCAACAUAAAGUUCAAUCUAUUUACGAAGAGUUAUUUGAGCAAUAUUCGUUUACAAAUAAUUUUCAUUUAUUUAAUGGAGAACUCGAUAGAGAAACAUUAUUUGAACUGAUCAAACAAUGUAUUCAAACAACAAUUAAACGACGAAAUGAAGAAAGAAAGUUAAUAAGUCCUUAUUUUGAGAAUAAUGAUAUUGAAAAACAAAUUCUUACAGAAGAGGAAACUCAAGCAUUAAUGAUAUCAGAACAAUUCGGUCCUGCUAUUUCAAUCAACGACAAUACUAGUAUAUUACAACCUCCCACUACUUUACCUGGCCAAAAUAAUGAUAAAUUAUUUCGUUUUUAUAAGAAGAGUAUUGGAGCAACAACAAUAGGAUCAACUUCAGGUGCUGCUUUACACUUUUACUCUCGUUUUUUAACAUUACAAUUACAACAAAGAUUUGUUACAAUUUGGGAAUCAUUAACAAAUCAAUCAAUUUCGAAUUCAAAUCAAAUAAAAUCUUAUUUACAUGGUAAUCCACAAUUAGAUAAUUGUGUAAUAACUGCAGGACACGACAAUGGAUGUUUUUUAUUGGAUUUUGAUCGUUCACGCAUUGGACCGAUUAGCUGGGAUAUUAUUAGACUAUUAUUAUCAGUACAAAUUGCAUUUAAUACCAAACCUGCAAUCUUAAAUGAAAAAGAAAAUGAUUCUAAUCCUAUUAAUUAUGACAAAGACGAUGAGAAGAGUGAAAAUUUAUUAAUUUUACCAGUUACUACAGCUAUACGUGUAAAAACUAAACAAUCUGCUACCGCUACAAAAGCAAAUAUAGUUCCCUUAGCAUGGUCCAAAGCAUUUCAACAAGGCUAUAGAAAUGGAAUCGAUGCAAAACAGCAUUUACGAACAUUAUCAUAUACAUUAAAAAAACUUAUUAAUCAUAAGAAGAACCGGCAUAAAAUUCCCAAUUAUUUGAAAUCAUCUCGUGCUGAACCAAUAUUCUUUGAUGAAAUUCAAAAUGAAAAAUCACCUUCAUAUUAUAUUCUACAAUUAUUACAACAAUACUUAAAUUCAGUUCCAGCUCAACAAGCUGGUUUAACAAGUGAUUUAAAUCGACUAUCAAUUCUUGAAAUAGGUCGAACGUAUUCUACUCAACAUCGAGAAAGAAUAAUAUUUGUUAUUAAAUAUGCAAAUAAAUUGUAUGAUUUGGAAUUCAAAUUAAUGUUACAUGAUAUUGAUGCCAAUGGUUUUACCCAUCCAGAAUCAAUUGAUGUAUUUGACGACGCUAAACGGUUUCUAUUAGCAUCCGAACUCUAUUUACCAAAAGAAUCAAUACAUCAAUUAUUAUAUCCCACCACAUGCAACGGUCCAAAAUCCUUAACUUAUCUUGCUUUUAUUCAUCAGAUUCAAUCUAUUGGAAAAAGUGGAAAUGCUAAAAAUAACUCCACAUUUAAACUACGCAUUGGAGUAGCUCCUCGUGAUUUGGAUUCGUUACAAAUUCAAGAACUAUUAUUUUCAUUAGGCCAUCAAUUAGGUCAUGCACAUACAAAAUUUAUCAAUUCCAAUCAGAAUCAAAGUCAGCAAAAUAUAAGGUUGUCCACAUAUAUUGAAAGAAAUUGGGCAAGAAUGGUUGAAUGUGUUUUACAAUUGCAAUCAGAAGUUACUGAAAGUUAUCAAAUAUUCGUGAAACAACAACAAUAUGAUUUGAAGAAAAACCUAUAA